GUUGUUGAGGCGCCGGGACCUUAAGAUGGCGGCGGCGGCGGCCGUGGCAGGGGAGGGGCGCAGCGGGGGUGGCGGCGCGGAUCCCGGGCAGGAACGGAGCCGGGUCCGAAGUUGGGUUGGCGCGGAGCGGAGUGAAGGCCGGAGGAUGGAACCAAGUGAGGAGCUGGAAGAGGAAGACUCUCCAGGUGGCCGGGAGGAUGGCUUCACUGCUGAGCACCUGGCUGCAGAGGCCAUGGCAGCUGACAUGGACCCCUGGCUGGUAUUUGAUGCCCGUACUACACCUGCCUCAGAGCUGGACGCCUGGUUGGCCAAGUACCCACCAUCUCAAGUCACUCGCUAUGGGGACCCGGGUUCGCCCAACUCUGAACCAGUGGGCUGGAUUGCAGCCUAUGGGCAGGGUUACACCCCUAACUCAGGGGACGUACAAGGGCUGCAGGCAGCCUGGGAGGCUCUGCAGACCAGUGGGAGGCCAGUCACACCGGGCACCCUGCGCCAGCUGGCCAUCACCCACCACGUGCUCUCCGGCAAGUGGCUGAUUCACCUGGCACCUGGCUUCAAGCUGGACCAUGCCUGGGCUGGCAUUGCCCGGGCUGUAGUUGAAGGCCGUCUUCAGGUGGCCAAGGUGAGCCCACGGGCCAAGGAGGGUGGGCGCCAGGUCAUCUGUGUUUACACAGACGACUUCACGGACCGCUUGGGUGUGCUGGAGGCAGAUUCUGCCAUCCGUGCUGCGGGUGUUAAGUGCUUGCUCACUUACAAACCUGAUGUCUACACUUACCUGGGCAUCUACCGAGCCAACCGCUGGCACCUUUGCCCCACUCUCUAUGAGAGCCGUUUCCAGCUUGGAGGCAAUGCCCGUGGCUCUCGAGUGCUGGAUCGUGCCAACAAUGUAGAACUGACCUAGUGGGGCCAAGUGGGAGAGACCAUCUUUUGCUCCCUUGCUGGGGAUGGAUCCUUCUUCUCUUCCUUGUCCCAAGAAGGCCAAGCUCCCUAGCUCUGAGGACUCAUUGACUUGGGGACUGUGCACUCAGUCCCCUUGAACUUCCGCGCUCUGUGCAGGGCCGACUCCAACCCCCACAGGCGGGGGGCUCUGGCUCUCUGGGGGCCGGGCCCUCAGCUGCCCUCUUUGAUGCUGCUCCCCACCACUGCCCAGGACCACAACUUGGGUGCAGAUACUCAAGAAAGCCUGCCCUGGCCACCUCUGUCCCUUCCUAUACUUACCUUGCAUUUUCCCUUUUCCUUCUUCCCUUGUAAGGGAGAAAACGUAG
Messenger RNA from Acomys russatus (golden spiny mouse), 1265 nucleotides. RefSeq names its product chromosome 5 C11orf68 homolog (gene C5H11orf68). The transcript is spliced from 2 exons. NCBI's taxonomy places the organism in Eukaryota, Metazoa, Chordata, Mammalia, Rodentia, Muridae. The record is from RefSeq and is a predicted model, not a curated record. Bases 26 to 901 code for a protein of 291 amino acids.